AUGGCUAAUGGCGAUGCGAAUGCGAUGCAGUCCUCCUCUCCAUCCAAAUGGGAAUCGCUUUCCCUUUCCGCCUAUCCCAAAUCGAACGAAAACCCUAGUUCCUCCCUACCAUCGCGACUCCGACUGCGCGACUGUUCCAACUUCCAAACCAGCUUCGUUGUCUGGAAACCUCUCCGCCACCGUCCCUUCUCGGCUUCUCAUCCAACAAAUCCCAAAGACCAGAAAAUCUAUUCCGGCAUCGUCCCUUCUCUUCCAACAACAAGCAAUUCCCAAAGGCAAGAUAGCAGAGAGCAAAAAAUCCGUCCGCCGACCGCCGCCAUCCCUGCUCGAUUCGAGUUCGGCUUCGACGCUCAAAGGCGCAGCGCACGCGUCCGUUUCCCACCCCUACUAGAAUCUGUCACUUCCUUCUUGCUUGCUGCCAUUCGCUUCUCUCCAUCGAUUCGCAUCUCCAUCUCGCGAGCUCAAUAG
This is a messenger RNA of Linum trigynum, 468 nucleotides long. The record is from the annotation of a GenBank genome assembly. NCBI's taxonomy places the organism in Eukaryota, Viridiplantae, Streptophyta, Magnoliopsida, Malpighiales, Linaceae.